AUGUCUCCAGGUCGCAACAAUCCAUGGCGACUACCACGUCUUUCCCAUGAAGCCGUUUCAGACUCCGGCUCUGAUGAAGCUGUUCAACGAGUCUCUUCGUGGUUACGAGAAUGCAAUCAUAGCCAUGAGUUGUGCAGGGGCGCUAACUCGAGCCUGCCGACACGCGUUGUUCUGAUCCAAGAUCCAGAGAACAUAAAGCUGUACGAGACCCGCGGCGAAGUCAAGCCCUAUAUUUGUCUCAGUCACUGCUGGGGGAAGGGUACAAUUAGGAAGACUACGACAGCCACCUUGACCGAACACAAGCGAAGAAUCCCUUCGGAGAAACUCCCUCAGACAUUCCAGGAUGCCAUCUCCUUCGCCUAUCGGUUGGGAUUCGAGUAUCUGUGGAUCGACAGUCUCUGCAUCAUACAAGACAGCCGCGAGGACUGGCAAAGGGAAGGCAGCAGAAUGGCAGAGAUAUAUUCUGGUGCCGACUUUACUAUUGCUGCCACCGACGCAAAUAUUCCAUUGCAAGGCUGUUUCCGCAAACAUCCGGAGCGCCCUGUCAGCAAGUCUUCGUAUCCGGACAGGAAUGGCUCCAUGUUGGACGUUAGCGUUCGGUCCAGUAUAAACCAUUAUGCUUGGAAGUACGGCGAAUAUCCAUUACUGCGCCGUGGCUGGACGCUACAAGAAUGCCUACUCUCACGCAGAGUGGUACAUUUCACAGCCGAAGAGAUGUUCUGGGCAUGUAGGACGGAGAACAAAUGCGAGUGCUCGUUUUGGUGGGACUCCACAACAUUGCCUUUCAAAAACUUGCGCAGCCCCAAGUAUCUCAACACGAUACGUCACUCUGAUCCGGCGGAGUGCAUAGAUUUGUGGCAGGGUAUUGUUACCGAAUACACCAGUUCGAGCUUGACGUACGAAACCGACUGCUUCCCAGCUUUGCAGGGAGUUAGCAAAGAGUUGUGUCGAAUGAAGAAGUCCGCCUAUAUAGCUGGAUUAUGGGAGAGCAGUAUCAUGUAUGACUUACUGUGGUACUCCGACCACAAGGACAAGUCAUCGACACCAACAGCAUGGCGCGCACCAUCAUGGUCAUGGGGAUCCAUCGUAGGGCGAGUCGUAUGGGCAAAGUGGCUUUCAGAGGCUACGCCUUUAUCGACUUGCAUUGCGAAAGAAAUCGUCCCUGCGAGAGGAGGAGACGGAUACGGGGAACUGUUAUCAGCGAAGAUCACUCUACGGGGCCGCUGUUUGCUCAGCAACGUGGAAGGCACACAUCAGCCCUUCGCAUCACCCGAAGAAGCAAUCAAAUACCCAGACCAUCGCGCUUGGAGAAAGUGUCCGCGCAGAAUUUACCUCGAUCAUCCACCGGAAUCGGUACAUCCGGACAGCAACAGCCCUGUCACGCCUAUUGAACAGGUCAAAACCCUGUCCAUGGGCGUGUUCCAAGCUGGUGAGAGGUAUCUCUUUGCCAUGUUGAUAUUGCAGAAAAUGAACAAGGCAGCUGGUACGUACAGGCGGAUUGGUUACAUGGAACUCGAGACACGCAAGGGUCUUGAUAUAUCCAGUCUUCCGGUGGGUAACGAGGAGACUUUACACAUUGUCUAG
Messenger RNA from Alternaria arbusti, 1584 nucleotides. RefSeq lists its product as uncharacterized. The record is from RefSeq and is a predicted model, not a curated record. The transcript has a single exon. Bases 1 to 1584 code for a protein of 527 amino acids. NCBI's taxonomy places the organism in Eukaryota, Fungi, Ascomycota, Dothideomycetes, Pleosporales, Pleosporaceae.